AUGUCAGAAGACGGCGGCGUCACAGAAGGGAUACCUGCGCUCCAUAUUCCCAACGACCAACAAAAGAGCCCGCACACCGUCCAAGAAGAACCGUACCCUAUGUCCCCGCAACGACAUACGACGACUCCUAAUCCUUUCAGUCGAAGAAACACAAGCAUUGACAUCGACGACUACUUCUCGGGACCUCGCGAUAUUUCCAAGCACUCAAAAUGGCCUCUCUUCAUGCAGCUACAUGGUAGCAUCUUGCCGAAGAUGAUUAUCCCGCUUCUCGCCGUCGCUGCUUGGGCAACUCUUAUAACCGUAAUUUCCAUGAAGGUCAAACCCCUCGGAAUUAGCUCUAUCCUCCUUACCGUUACCGGUUUCGUCGUGGGUUUGGGUUUGUCUUUCCGUAGCUCGUCAGCAUAUGAGCGAUACGCGGAAGGCAGGAAGCUUUGGGGUCAGUUGAUGUUCACCUGCCAAGGACUCGGUCGAGUUUUUUGGUUGCACGUCGUAGAGCGCGAGGGCUCUGGGAAGAAGGAUCUACUAGGAAAAUUAACUGCCAUGAAUCUAGUGGUGGCAUUCGCUGUUAGCUUAAAGCACAAGCUUCGAUUCGAACCGUAUACGUAUUAUGACGACCUUGUAGACUUGGUCGAGCAUCUCGACACUUUCGCCAAAUCAGCUACGGACGAAAACACAGUAAGACCAAGGGCGGGCUUGUUCAAGGCGGUCGGGUCGAACCUUGGUUUAUCAUUCGCUGCAUCGAAUCCUCGGAAGUUGAUGAAGAAAGCCCAAACUCCUCUUGGCAAUCUUCCUCUGGAGAUCCUCUGUUAUCUGACUGCAUACGUGGAUGAGCUCGCUCUUAAUGGACAAUUGCCCGUUCCGAUGCAACAAACCGCUGCUUACAAUAACCUUCAAUCGCUGAACGAUGUCCUGGUUAACACGGAGCGUGUUCUUAACACGCCACUCCCGAUCGCGUACGCUAUCGCUAUUUCGCAGAUUACCUGGAUCUACGUGUUCCUCCUCCCAUUCCAAUUGCUCAUCGAGCUCGAGUGGAUCACGAUUCCGGCUACUAUCGCCGCGUCUUACAUUAUUCUGGGUAUCUUCUUCAUCGGACAUGAAAUCGAGGAUCCGUUCGGAAACGACGUCAACGACUUGCCUCUAGAUCUAUUCUGCCAGCACAUCGUACAAGACAUGGAAACGAUUGCCGCUCGCCGGAAGCCACGCAGUUCCGAAUGGGUUGAGAACCCCAAGAACAAAGUUAUGUUCCCUCACAGCGAGUCGGGCUACAGUGUGUGGGUACAGCGACCGGAGACAGCAAUCCGAAAUGCACUGCGAAACAGGCCACACGCCGGAUUUGAUAAGGCAGAUACAAAUGGUAAAAAAGGUGACCAAAACGUAUGA
Molecule: messenger RNA, 1380 nt
Organism: Hypoxylon trugodes
Lineage: Eukaryota; Fungi; Ascomycota; Sordariomycetes; Xylariales; Hypoxylaceae
Product: UPF0187-domain-containing protein
Exons: 4
Coding region: 1-1380 (459 amino acids)
Molecular function (GO): chloride channel activity
Source: RefSeq, a predicted model, not a curated record